Messenger RNA from Arthroderma uncinatum, 705 nucleotides. RefSeq names its product uracil phosphoribosyltransferase. The record is from RefSeq and is a predicted model, not a curated record. The transcript has 3 exons. Lineage: Eukaryota; Fungi; Ascomycota; Eurotiomycetes; Onygenales; Arthrodermataceae. Bases 1 to 705 code for a protein of 234 amino acids.
AUGUCGAAGUCGCUGCCCGCCAACGUCCAUGUGUCCCGCCAUCCCUGUCUACAAGUGAAGCUCUCUCAGCUCAGAUCCAGCAAGGCCGCAAGCCGUGAAACCAACGACCUAGUCCACGAGAUUGCCACGAUAAUAGGCUGUGAAGCCUUUGCAGAUAACAUAUCCGUGGCUCCAGGCGAGAAGAACACCACGCCUCUUGGAUAUGAAUAUACCACUGGCUCCAUUAUCCCCGAGAAGAUCGCCUUGGUUCCGAUCUUAAGAUCUGGUUUGGGCAUGGUACAAGCCAUUCAAACUCUCCUACCAUGCACUCCAGCCGUACACCAUCUCGGCCUAUUCCGUGAACCCACCACUCUCCAACCAGUAGAAUAUUACAAUAACCUUCCCUUCCAACCAUCUGCGACAGGCGAGAACAGCGCAGCUGCGAAGCUAGCAAUCAUAAUCGACCCCGUGGUCGCGACGGGCAGCACUGCUGCGGGUGCCAUACAGACGUUGAAGGAGUGGGGGGUCGAGCGGAUCCUGUUUCUGUGUGUUCUGGGUAGUCAUGCUGGAUUGGAGCGUGCGGCGGGGGAGUGGAAGGAGGGAGUGCAGAUUUGGGCUGGCGCGGUGGAUGAGCACGUUGAUACGAAGGGGAUGAUUCAGCCUGGUCUCGGGGAUAUUGGGGAUCGGUUGUUUUCGGCCGGUGGGAAGACGUCGAUGGGUCCCUGA